AUGGAUUCAUUAGAAGAAAAUGAUCGUCUAGCUAUUGUAAAUGAAAAUAACUUUGUACAUAUGGAAAAUAACAUCUUAAAUCACACUUUAGAUAAAAAUGUGUCCACUCUGCGCAUUAAAGGUGUAACCAUUUGUGAUCAAAUUCUUAAAGAUGUUGAUAAACUCAAAGAAAAUGUAUUAAUUCAAAAUUUAAAAAUCGCUGAUCAAGAAAAGGAAAACAUUAUUAUUAAAUCAGAAAACGAAGAAAACAAUUUGAUUAUUCAGUUAUUACAACACCAUUUUUUACAAGACCCGAGUAAAUUUAAUUGGUUAAGUGACCAAGUGUCCACCUUACAAGAAAAAAGCUACAUCGAAAAGGAACUAUUUGACGGAAAGUUACUAAUUGUAGAGGAAAUAAAUCAAAUUGAAGGCAUCAAUGCUGUAAGUGCCGAAGGCUUUAAUGGUAUAAGUGCCGAAAACUCUAAUUUAUCUGAUCUUAUUCAUAUUUUAUUAAGAACGAUAUUUGAAAAGAAAGAAUAUUUACACAAUGAGAGUAGACAACAAUUACAAUAUAAAGAAGAUCAAAAUCAGCAGCUAACUAAAGAACUCGAAGAUCUUAAAGAGUGGCAAAAUCAUAUUGAAAAUGAGAAUGAAAAACUGUUAAAUGAAAUUGAAGAAUAUAAACAGAAUAAAAUAGCUUUUAUGAAUAAUAAAAAUGAGUUGUACGAGCUAAAAGAAUGCCUUCAUAAAACGCAAGCUACGAUUGACCAAUAUCAUAAAGAAGCCAAGACUCUAAAACGGUUGCUUAAUGAACGACAAAAUGAGUUGAACGAAAAGGACAUCAGAUAUAAUGAUGCAACAGAGUUAAUAAAUUUGCUUCGGUCUAAUCUGGCAGAACAGACCAAAAACAAUGAAGAAAUGUGUUUGUCAUAUCACGAAGAAAGAGAGAAACGGAACAGCGCCUACAAUGAAAUCGAAAGUGCCUCAAAAGAAUUAACCAUUAGAGUUCAUGAAAAAAAUGACAUGGUCACAAUGUUACAAGAGGAAAAUUGUAACUUACAACAUGAAAUGUUAUUGUCAAGAACACAUAUAGAAAAUUUCAAUAUUAAAAUUGAAUUACUCGAAAACAACGUACGUGAAAAAACUCAAACUAUCCAAAAACUACAAGAAUCUAAGUCGAGCUUGAAGCAAAAUGAAAAUAGUUCGUAUUUUAUGCAAGAAUUAAACCACUUG
Messenger RNA from Adelges cooleyi (spruce gall adelgid), 1212 nucleotides. RefSeq names its product putative leucine-rich repeat-containing protein DDB_G0290503. Lineage: Eukaryota; Metazoa; Arthropoda; Insecta; Hemiptera; Adelgidae. The record is from RefSeq and is a predicted model, not a curated record. The annotation marks the transcript as partial. The transcript has a single exon.